CCCCCCUAGAUUUAUCAGUCAAACAGCUUAUUGUCAUUAUUGUCAAUUGUAUAAAAUUAAAGCUAGCAAGCGGGCUGACUUGAGCAACUAAAUCAAGAUUUUCAAAUUCUAUCCACCCAAAAUGAAUUUCAUUAUUGUUAUGAUGCACCUCGUAUGCAAGAUAUACGUGCUGACUCUGACGGUGGUUAUGAUUGGUGUUUUGACGGGCAACCUGCGACUACGAUACACCAAAUACGAAGCCUGUAUCGAAGGAAAAUAUUACUCACGUAGACACAUCAUCAGUGGAAAAAUAACUGAUCAACUAGCUAUAGACCGAAAGAAUAACAUUCUUUAUCUACAAUUUAACGACAACUGGAACAUAGGCAUUUUUCUACAUAAUAGAACGCAAUGGUUGGUUAAUAGGAUAAGUACUAGUGGAAUGGUCGUUGACCAGCACCAUUCGAUUUUGUAUAUGGGUACAAAAGAAAGGUGCAGACAAUACCUAUAUUAUUUUCUUAGGAACACGACGAGUAUUAAAGAUUGCGAUGAUCAUUUUUGGGGCCACCCUACUCAAGACAAAAUGAUGUUUAAUUGCCGGAGAGUAUUUUACGUAGAUAAAAGUAAACCAGGUAUAUUUUCUCAUUAUGAAUAUAAUGAUUAUCGGGGGAAAGUUUAUGUGAUUGGUAGACUAGCCCACUUAACUUCCUACGUAUUUGAAGAUGUAGCAUUUGUUUGCGUGGAAGGAGUAUAUAAUAUAGUAUUUGUAACCAAUUCCACUGUUUACCACUUCAAAAAUUACGCUCCAAAAAAACCAAUAGAGAUUGCUAGAAAUAAGUAUGUGCUAUCUUCAUAUACAGGCAAUGCAUUUUUAGCACAUCCAACACACAAGAUAAUUUUUAAAUAUAACCCAAUAAAUUUAACCAAAACAUUGUAUGCUACUUACAAAUCUGCCUUAUUAAAGGACUUUGUGUUUGACAUAAAUAACAAUAUAGUGUUCCACGAUGCCAGCGGAAGUGUGGCGCAGUGGGUGCCAGUGCCCGGGAAUACGUCUUGUCUCUUGUAGUUGCCGCGGUCCCAAAAUGAAAACCCGGCGAGCCAAGCAAACACUAGUGUACGGGCGUCAGUAAAGAAUGGGUAGUCAAUUUUACAUUUUGGUGUUGAUAUUGGUGAGCGAGCGUCAGGAUGGCGAGUGGACCAAAUAAAUAUUACCACUCAAAGGCAAUAUACAUAAUGGAUAUAUACAGAUGAUUACUAUAACUAGCUUAUAUCUAAAAUAGGCCCUUGAGGCAUUGUACCAAGGAUGCUGCCGGCAUUUCCUCGUUGUAUCGCAAUACUGAUACGUUGUGCGAGGAAGCCGCCAGCUCUUCGGUCACCAGUUACGUCAACCAGACGUUUCGCGAUUUCUCCAAAAAACUUGUGCGCGCUGGGACCCCAUGGACCUAGAGUUUCAACGCCAAAGGUAUAUAACUAAAUUAUAACUCCAGUGUCUCUGUGUACUUUUAAUAAAAAUCCAUGUACGUGUCCCUUAAAUGAGCAACGAUCAAAUAAGGUCCAACCGCUAACCUGACGUCGUUGGCAGAUGGAGCUAAUUUUGAGCAUUGCUUAUUAUAGAGAGUUCAACAGAUCUUUAUCAAGAGGAAAACCGACGACGGCGCUAAUCUUACCUUUCUUAUAAAAGUAGUCCCUAUGCUUUUACCGUGGUCUCUCUGAUUUGACCUACAGUGGGUCCACCGGUAUAUUUUUACCCGUUGUUCUACCGUUCUAAACAGUGUUCGCUACUGAAUCUACGGGUAAUUUAUUUUUACUAUGUUCCCACUGUUUCUUUUCUAUUACUUAAAAAAUAAAUAGAUAUUUGGGGACAAUCAUACAUAGAUCUAAAACCUAGCCCCAAACUAAGCAAAGAUUGACGUCAUGUUCUCCAGUAACCCCACAUUGCGUUUUGGCAUUUUUUAUUAUAUGAGGAUUAAGUACACAAAUUGGUACGGAAUUUGUACUUACCUACGUAAAAAAAUGUGUACCUCUAGUUUCGGAGUACAAGCCAAAUGAAGUUGGGGUUGCUGUAGACUCAACCCCAACUGAAUUUCAACAUAGGCUGCUCCAACAUUUCCAGAAAAUAAGUGAGUAGAAAAUUUUGUACGCAUGUUUAUAUUGCCAAAUUGCUUGCUGGAGAGCAUGACGUAAAGCUUGUACUAUGGCUACUAAGCGAAGAUAUACAUACGUAUAUUAGAUAAAUACAUACUUAUAUACAUAGAAAACACCUAUGACAAAAACAAAUACGAGUACGUAUCCGUGCUUAUCACAUAUGCCCUUAUCAUUAUUUGAACUCGGGACCAUUGUCUUCAUAGGCAGGGUCACUACCCACUAGUCCAGACCGGUCAUCGGUAGUGCUUUGCGGGGCUCCUAUUUCUGGGCGGUUAUCUGAAGAUUCCUAUCGAACCUAUCCUACCUACCAAUUGAUUUAGUGCGACUCCCGUGAAAACAUAACGCUUUGGGAAAAAAGCUACUUGUUUUACACAUGCUAUGAAAAAAGGCCAAUGCUCGUUAAUUUUGGCAAUAAAUUUAACACUUAGUACGGGUGGGACCAUGUUAAGAAUAAGUUACCUGUAGAUCCACUGGUGAAUGCUAUGUUUAGAACGGUAGGACUACGGGUAAAAAAGUACCUCUGAACCCACCAGGGGGACGUGUUCAUAUUUCGUGUUUUUUAAAUUAUUAUUAUAUGUUAAUUUGUACGGAAAUUGCUUUUCGCUCCUAACUAUUAUUAUAACAAAAAAUCGGAAAAACUCACAACGCGUAAUAGUUAUGGAUGUAAAAAUAUUUUUCAUAAGAUAGAAAAAUGGACUAAGUUUAUAUGGAGAAGCGAUCAUCUAAUCCUCCUAAAGGAACACUGAGAUAAACAGAAGGUACAUUAUGGUUAUAAAUAUUUCGUUAAAACUCCGGAGGUACAUUCGUCAUUCUGACGCUGAUUUUAUAACACGUCUCUGUCAUGUAUCUCUUGAUUCGCAGCGCGCCUGCCAAUAAACUCGAGCGAUUGUCAUUUCAAUAGAAAGUCAAUAUCCUCCUUCAAGAUUUGUUAAGUAUUUUGCCACAGCUCAUCUAAGAACAGCCAAGCUUUUCUCACACGUUCACAUAGUUUUUAAGUUUUUGUGAAACAUGAAGUCCAUCAGAAACAAGAAAUGCUACCUGUUUGUAAAACAUCGCUACAUUUAUCUCUGGUUCAUGCUUACUCAUAAUCAACUCCGCACAGACAGCCCUGAGAUCCUUCCCCUUGCAGUAGAGCGACUGUUUGGAAUUGCAGCUUUAAUGUUAUACAUGAUAGUUUAAUAUUAAUUAUUGUAUAUUUACUAUUUUUAAAUAAUAUAGUAGAGUAUGAGUAAAUUGUUUACUUAAAUAAAUAUGUAACGUGAAAAUAA
Molecule: messenger RNA, 3389 nt
Organism: Cydia pomonella (codling moth)
Lineage: Eukaryota; Metazoa; Arthropoda; Insecta; Lepidoptera; Tortricidae
Exons: 2
Coding region: 122-1042 (306 amino acids)
Source: RefSeq, a predicted model, not a curated record